Molecule: messenger RNA, 1680 nt
Organism: Miscanthus lutarioriparius
Lineage: Eukaryota; Viridiplantae; Streptophyta; Magnoliopsida; Poales; Poaceae
Source: the annotation of a GenBank genome assembly
AUGGGGAAGCGACCGCAGGUAGUUGUUCUGUCCUCUUCCUCUGGGGAAGAUGACGGCGGGGGGCGCCGCGGCCCUCGGGCGCGGAAGCCGAGGACGGCCGCGACGGCUCCGGCCCAGGUGCAGGCUCAGGCAGCAGGCGCCUCGAGGAAAAAGCCGCGCCGCGAGAGCAGCGCGGGGAGAGGACGUCGCCGCCCCUCUAAACUCGCGCCGUCCGACUCCUCGAAGGCAACUGUGAAAGCAAUCGCUGAUGACCUUGGAGCGGACUUAUGUGAGUGGACAACUCCAGUACCAACACUGUGGGCUGAACAUGUUCAUGCUAAUUCAGGAUUACACUAUAUAUCCAAGCUUGAAGAAUUUGAAACCUUUGUGGAGAAGAUAAGGAAGUAUUCAAUGCUUUGUCCAACCAAUACCAAGUCCCAAAGGAAGCUCAUUAUCAUUUUGAUUGAUGACAUCCCUGUAACAAGUGGAAGUGUUGCUUUUGCAAGACUAGGAAAAUGCUUAACUGGUUUAAUUCGAAGUACUCAAGUACCAACUGUCAUUUCACUCACUCACUAUCACAAAAGUGAGAAUAACGAUACUGCAAUGUGGAAGUCUGAGGACCUUGAGUCCUUACUUCAAGAUGCUGGUGCUCACAAGAUUGCUUUCAAUCCGGUAACCACAAAUUCUAUCAAGAAAAUCCUUGUUCGAAUUUGCAAAAAAGAAAGCUGUAAUGCAUCUGAAGAAUUAUUGCAUCAAAUGGCAACCUCUAGUGGAGGUGAUAUCAGACAUGCAAUAAUGUCUCUUCAAUACUAUUGUCUUGAUCCCAGAAGGCAUAGUUCUGCAUUGGCAACAAGUUCUAAUCGUACUGGUUCAAAGAGCCAUGAUUCUCUGGUUCCAGGCAUGAGAGCUAUGGCCCUAGCAGUGCACUACCCUCCCCAUGUGGAAGGGAUGAGACACUUUCACUAUUUCAUGCCUUGGGGAAAUUUUUUGCACAACAAGAGGGAAACUAAUAGUGAUGUUGGUACGUAUUUGCUCCUACAUAUCCAAGCUCUUAAACUUCUGUAUUUUCAAUUACUGACAUGUUGUUACACAACGCUACAACUAUAUGACCUGGAUCCAUUUCCUCUUAAAGAAAACCUAAGAAGAAAUUCACUCCAAAUGGAUGUUCCAGAAAAGAUUCUUUCACAAGCACACGGAAAAGUACAGACAGUUGCGGAUUUUCUUUAUGAAAAUGUUAUUGAUUUCAUUGACAGUGAAGCUGUUGAUGAUGCAUGGGUUGUGGUAUCAUAUUUGAGUGAUGCGGAUUGUCUUCUUACUGCUAGUCCAAUCGCAUCAUACAACUCAGAAAACAUAGCACAACUCAUUGCUGCUUCUGUUGCGGCACGGGGAGUUCUUUUUGGAAAUGCUCAUGGCACGCCAUCAAGGUGGCAUACAAUCCGGAGCCCGAAGCUUUGGCAAAUUGAGCAAUCAUUUCGAUCCAAUAAGGACCACAUUCUGAAGGAAAGAUUUGAUUCUUCAAGGACGUGUGGUUUUUCCAACUACUCUGACUUGGUCACAGAAUUCAGACCAUUCGAGAGAUGGAUUGGCCCUCGUAAUGAUGGGCAUAGAAACAGCUGCUUGCCCCAUGGCGUAGGUGGCUUGGCCUUGGAAGUCGCUGAUGGAAAUAACUCUGAAGAGGACGAUAUGAUAGAAGAUUGUUAA